AUGAGGGGAAGCGGCUUGGGAAAUGAAGGUGUCUCCCGAGAAGAUCCGGCCGCUGGAUUUUCUAUGGAGCCUGCUCUGAGGCUCCCUCUGACCGCCGAGUGCAAGCAUUACACCGGCAAACAUGAAGUUCCCUGGGACAAUCAAAAGUACUUUGCGCAGAGGUUUUCCAUCUUCUCGCUCUACGACCAGGGCGUCCAUCUGACCGACGACGCUUGGUUCGGCGUCACCCCUGAGCCAGUCGCACGCGAGGUUGCCCGCGAUCUUGGUGGCACCAAUGAAAAGAAGAAGAUUCUCAUCGACGCCUUUGCGGGCGCUGGAGGAAACACCAUCGCCUUCGCCCUGAGCGAGCGCUGGGAGCACAUCGUUGCCGUCGAGCGAGACGCCUCGACGCUUGCGUGUGCACAGCAUAAUGCCGAGGUAUACGGCGUCGACCCGUCUCUCGUCACCUGGGUUCUCGGCGACAGUUUCGAGUACGUGGACGCCUUAGUUCAUCGCCGGGAUCAGCUGCACCCCGACCUGCGAGUCAACGUCAAGACAUCCGUCUUGUUUGCCAGCCCACCCUGGGGUGGCCCUGGAUACACAUGUGACAAAAUUUUCGACCUGAGCACCAUGCAGCCGUAUAAUCUCGAGCAACUCCACGGCGCGUACCAGGCAAUGGACCACGGGCUUUUCCUGCCGCGGACCAGCGACAUCCGACAGAUUGCGAAACUGGCCCCCAGCGACCGCAAGAUUUCCGUCGUACAAUACUGCAUGCAGGGAGCCAGCAAAGCCAUGGUCGCAUACAUACCUGCCAAAACAGCCGACUCUCCCGACGAGAGCCCAACAUUGGUCGGUAACUACUCUAGCGGUCAAGUCCGCGAGUCAAGUCGCCCCGGACACGACUGA
This is a messenger RNA of Hirsutella rhossiliensis, 885 nucleotides long. RefSeq names its product RNA cap guanine-N2 methyltransferase domain-containing protein. Gene Ontology annotation, cellular component: nucleus. Gene Ontology annotation, biological process: 7-methylguanosine RNA capping; 7-methylguanosine cap hypermethylation. Bases 1 to 885 code for a protein of 294 amino acids. NCBI's taxonomy places the organism in Eukaryota, Fungi, Ascomycota, Sordariomycetes, Hypocreales, Ophiocordycipitaceae. The transcript is spliced from 3 exons. Gene Ontology annotation, molecular function: RNA cap trimethylguanosine synthase activity. The record is from RefSeq and is a predicted model, not a curated record.